Exophiala aquamarina CBS 119918 is the source of this 2688-nucleotide messenger RNA. RefSeq lists its product as uncharacterized. The coding region runs from base 1 to 2688 and encodes 895 amino acids. The record is from RefSeq and is a predicted model, not a curated record. The transcript has 3 exons. NCBI's taxonomy places the organism in Eukaryota, Fungi, Ascomycota, Eurotiomycetes, Chaetothyriales, Herpotrichiellaceae.
AUGCCUUCAACGUCGUCCACCUCAUCCCUGCCACCCAGCCGGCCAACAACACGAGGGUCUGAUGUACAAACAAGCUCCGCCACCUCUUCGCAGGCUCCACUGGCUCCAGGAUCCGCCUGGCUGUUUUCAACUGGACGAUCCUGGAUAUAUCCUGAUGGGGAUUUUCGGAAUAAUUCUGUUCCUGAGCUUCGAGAUCUCAAGAUGGAUAUCAUGUGCAACUGGCUUCACCAUCAACAAGUCGAGAAGAUGUGGUCAACAAAUGCAGAGGAAGAGGGUGUUAUGUUGAAGAGGGCAAAAGGCGACUAUACCUGUUGCCCUGAAGACCUGCGAUCAAAUACAGAGGGGUUCUUUGACGCUGUGCUUCAACUCAAUGUGAAAUGCGCAAUGACGGUAAAUACACGAAUCAUCCAACUUUUUCUCAAGGAUAAUAAUAUAUCUUUCGUGCCCCUGAAGUCCAGCCUCCGACUACAGGUUCUCCCUGAUAUCUCGCACCUACCAUAUUGUCAGAACCACCAGUUUGCCGCUUUCAUCCAGAACUCGGCAACUUUGGUCGUCUGGGACGAUGAUCCGAACCACAUUCUACAAAGAGUGCAGAACAUUGAAGAUCAACUCAUCCAGAUGAUAUGGAAGGAAUACCCUGAGGGAGAUGAGUCUUGCACGCCCACGAGUGCAACGCCUAGGCAGGUAGAUGUCAAUCUCCAAAACGGUGUCCAUCUCGAGGACGGAAAUGCUGUCCAGUCACCACGCAGGGUCGUUCUCAUUCAGGCAAUCCUUGCAGCUGUCACUCUCAUCCUCCUUGUCUCUGCCAUUGGUAGUGGUUGGCGUGAGAUCGUGAUCGAGAUCAAGGUUGACAAGUCAUGGCUGCGGUUGGCAUUUAUCGCAGUCGUGCCUUUGCAGUGUUGGUUAGCGUUGUUCUUCAUGCAAUCUAUUGCUGGUUGUAUUGCUCAAGUUGUCGGACCAAUCAGUCAGAUGAAUAAAAACACUCGAUUCUAUUCUGGCCAGCCACCUCGUCGUCUACCCACCACGGGCAUCCUGCCGCACGUUACCAUCCAGUGCCCAGUCUACAAAGAAGGACUCUGGGCCGUGAUUGAUCCGACUAUCAAAUCUAUCAAGGAUGCAAUCUCAACAUACGAAAUGCAAGGCGGUUCAGCCAACAUCUUUGUUAACGAUGAUGGCAUGCAGUUGAUAAGUGCUGAAGAGGCACUUGAAAGGCGUCAGUACUACGAUGAACAUAACAUUGGCUGGGUGGCGAGGCCGGGACAUCUUCAGCCUUGGCCGACAGACCCCAGUAAACGAUACGUUCGGACUGGGAAAUUCAAAAAGGCAUCUAACAUGAACUACGCGCUCUCCGUCAGCAAUCGCAUCGAAGACAUCAUGGCUGAGACCGACCGUUCCGAUGAUUGGGAUCGAGAGAAAGAACAAUAUAUCUACUGGAGAGCCCAGGGAAAUAUUAUUGACGUUGACAAGGGGCUCACAUGGGCAGGUGGGAAUGUCCGAGUUGGUGACUAUAUCUUACUUAUUGAUUCUGAUACCCGAGUUCCAGUAGAUUGCCUCUUGGACGCUGUGAGCGAGAUGGAAGCAUCACCUCAAGUUGCAAUCAUCCAGUUCCCCUCCGGAGUGAUGAAUGUUACCGACAGCUGGUUUGAGAAGGGUAUUACCUUCUUCACAAAUCUUGUCUACACUGCCAUCCAAUACGCGGUGUCGAACGGAGAUGUCGCACCCUUUGUCGGACAUAAUGCGUUCUUGCGCUGGAGUGCUGUACAAGAUGUCGCAUAUCUUGAAGUGGACGUCAAUGAUGGCAUUGUGAAAGAGAAGUAUUGGUCUGAAUCCACAGUAUCAGAAGACUUCGACAUGGCCCUUCGUCUACAAACUAGCGGGUAUACCCUUCGCCUUGCUGCGUAUGCAGGUCAAGGUUUCAAAGAAGGCGUAUCUUUGACUGUAUACGACGAACUUGCCCGGUGGGAAAAGUACGCUUACGGAUGUAGCGAACUAUUAUUCCACCCACUCGUCAAAUGGCCGACCAAAGGUCCAUUCACGCCUUUGUUUCGCAAGUUCAUCAUGAGCGGCAUGCCCCUGCCAUCGAAACUUACCAUUAUGGCCUAUAUCGGCACAUAUUACGCCAUUGGCUCAGCAUGGAUCCUGACACUGCUCAAUUACUGCAUCAUCGGCUGGUACAAUGGCUGGCUUGAUCAUUACUAUAUCGACAGUUUCAAAAUCUACUUUGCCAUUAUUCUGGUGUUUACCGCUUUGGGAAACUUCGCACUUGCCGUCCUGCGUUACCGCAUCGAGGAAUCAAAUUUGCUCUCGGCCAUGUGGGAAAAUUUCCGCUGGAUCCCACUGUUGACAGUAUUUCUAGGCGGCAUCAGUCUGCAUGUUUCUCAAGCAAUCCUUAGUCACCUUUUCAGCGUGGACAUGACGUGGGGCGCGACAAGCAAAGAGGCCACGGAUACAAGCUUCUUCAAAGAAAUACCUUUCAUCAUGAGGAAAUUUCGUGUGACCUUCCUCUUCUGUACGGUCAUAAGCUUGGGUAUGAUUGUGCUUGCCGGUGUCGGGCCCCUCGGUGACCUUGUACCUUAUGAUUUCCAGAUCAACUUCUUCACAGCCAUCUGGCCUUUGGCGACUGUUGUUGCCUCGCAUGCUCUGCUCCCUCUUGUGCUGAACCCAGGGUUGAUGCAGUUCACUUUCUAA